Messenger RNA from Aegilops tauschii subsp. strangulata, 1092 nucleotides. RefSeq lists its product as uncharacterized. The record is from RefSeq and is a predicted model, not a curated record. Lineage: Eukaryota; Viridiplantae; Streptophyta; Magnoliopsida; Poales; Poaceae.
AUGAUGGAUUCCGAUGCUUCGUCGGACGAGGAGUAUGGACCGACGGAGCUUGACCAAAUGAUUCAAGAUGAGUUUUUGGAUUCGCCGGAUUCGGACGAAGAAGUGGACAUGAUCAUGCUCAUGAGCAUGCAAGAGGAAAUGGACCGGCAAGUGGAGCAUAUUCUCAACUUCAAGGGCUCAAUCAAAGGGAGAAGAGUGAUCAACCGGGACAGAGUGUCCGGAGCAAAGCUACUGCACAAUGACUACUUUGCUCCCACACCUGCUUUUCCGGAUGAUCCAUGGUUUCGUCGCCGUUUUCGCAUGCGAAAACCAUUGUUUUUGCGCAUCGCGGAGGGAGUGGAGGCACACGACGACUACUUCAAGCUGAGAAGGGAUUGCUGCGGCCAACUCUCUUUCUCGCCCAAACAGAAGUGCACGGCUGCUCUGAUGAUGCUUGCACUUGGUAGUGCUGCAGACGCCGUUGGUGAGAUGGUCAGGAUGGGGGAGAGCACGUGCCACAAGACUACUGUCAAAUUUGCUCGCGCUGUGGUUGAGGUGUUUGGACCGGAGUAUCUCAGAGAACCAAAUGCACAAGACACGGAGAAGUUGUUGGCUAUUGAAGAGGCAAGGGGGUUUCCAGGAAUGCUCCGAUCAAUUGAUUGCAUGCAUUGGCAAUGGAAAAAUUGCCCCAAAGAUGUGCGGGGAAUGAGGCUUUGCAAUGGGGAAUCACCGUCGUGCAACUAUACCGUCAACGGCCGGGACUACAACAUGGGGUACUAUCUUGCCGAUGGUAUCUAUCCUCAGUGGGCGGCGUUUGUGAAGACCAUAUCCGAGCCGCGUGGCAAUAAACAGAGCCACUUUGCAACAAUGCAGGAGGCGGCUAGGAAGGACGUGGAGAUGGCAUCUGCUGUGCUUCAAGCUCAUUGGGGAAUUGUGCGGAGCACUGCAAUGAUGUGGGAAUCGAAAACUUUGUGCCAACUGAUGUCAUGUUGUGUUAUUCUGCACAAUAUGAUUGUCGAGGAUGAGGGUGAUGGUGUAGCCCAAACCCAUGAUUUCGAAGCACCCGAGAACAAGUUCAAAUCUCGUAAGAUCAAGAUGCGGCUCAGCUUAUGA